AUGGAUAUUUUGAAUAACAACAUACUCAGAUCCGAGUCUAAAUGGCGUCCUUCAAAGGUAGGAUGGGUUAGGCUCGAUGUAGAUGACUCAGUUAACUCUCUUGGUGCUGAAACUUAUGGUGGAGUCAUCUCCGAUGAAAAAGAAAAUUGGAUUAUCGAUUUCUCAAAAUUUCUUGGCUAUCAACCCUAUACUGCAGCUGAAUUUUCGAGCAUUUUAGAAGGCCUUCAGAUUGUUGAAUAUAAUCACUUUUAUAUUCUAAGUUCUAAGUUUCUUUUCGUCUCUUCUUUCUUUUUUAUUUGCUUCCUUCCUCUUUCUCUUACCUCUGCUGUUGCAGAUGUUCUCGUCGCCGGCGAAGACGAUGCAGAAGGGCCCGGUUUGGGACCGCUGCAUUUCAGAGGUUGCAUUAUUCUUCAUCAGACAUCAGCUCGUAGUCAUACUUGUUUAGCUUUCAGCUAUGCUUUUGUAAACAAGGGAGCGGUGAGCGUUUUGGCUGACUUCCUAAUUGAUAGGGGUAUUGAUCUACUGAAUGUUACUUUGCUGGUGACUUUGCUUGAUGCGAUAUCAGCUGUGUUAAUACCUGCUGUGAUACACGUAUCCGAGGCUUGCGCAGGUCGCUUCAAGGCCAUUAUCUUCUGCACCGCAGCCUAUACUACGGGAUCGUUUCUACUAGGGGUUCGCGCCCCCAUUUCGCGGCACCUCCUUCCGAUGAUUUUCACAAUAGCACUUAUUGCAUUAGGCAAAGCCGGAGAAGAGCCAACUUUAAGAGAUUUUUUUGAUUAUCAACUGAGGGAAGCGAAGAAAAAAUGUACCUUGAAUACCGAAGGAGAAGACGAGGAAUCCGAAUCAUCGAAAGAAAAAGAAAGACCAGAAUCAGGUAACAACGGCAGCGGAACUACCAAUCUUUGGUGGUAUAUGGCUUCAAUUAUGGGCUCCGCUAUGGCUUUCUUAUGCCAGUUCUUAUUUGAUUCUUGGCGUGAAACUUUCAUAGUUUCGUCUGUUGUUAUGGGAGCUACGUAUUUAUUAUUUUUUCUUGGCAUUUUCUGCUAUUAUCCUGAAGAAAAACCCUCUGGAAGCCCUGUCACAAUCAUUUAUAGGGUCUUUAAGGAAGCUAUUAAGAAGCGCAGAUUGUCAUACCCAUCUUCAAAACAUGGCUAUAACAAUGAAGGUUCAGAUGAUACAUUAGAUGAUCUCUUUUAUCCGACAGCUGACAAUGGAGAUGAGGUUCACUUGUUGCCACGUCAUCCAUCAUUUUUGUCGUUCUUGGACAAGGCAGCUAUUAAGAACAAUUCCGAUGAUGGUGGAAGCGAAGAGAGAAAUGAAAAGGAGGAUUGUACGGCUGAGCAAGUGAGGGACGUGAAGAGCCUUUAUCCCAUUAUACCCUUGGAGGUCUUCACCUUCUUAGCAUACAAUUUUGUUUCUGCUUCUAGCAACACUUACUUUGUUCUGCAAACAACCAACUUGUAUUCUUAUGUUAGUAAAUUUGAUGUUCCUAUCAUGGUUUUCCCUGCACUCCAAUAUCUGGUUGCUUCUGGGGUUACAAAGAUAAUCGAAUCGCCAGGAACAAAAGAAAAGGUGAAACCAAUUUGGAAUAUGGCUUUUGGGAUGUUGUUUUCAGGAGUUUGCUAUAUUGUGGCUUGGCAAGUAGAACGUCAAAGGCUUUCUCUGGUUAAGUCUCUACGUCAUCCAGAUAAGGACAUAAUUUCCUUGAGCAUCAUGGUUUUGAUUCCUCAGUUUUUGUUGCUAGGGCUAAUGAACGGAUUUGUAGAAUGCGGACUGCAGACUUUCUCGCGUGAUCGAGUGCACUCUACAACAACAACAAGCCUUUAUCCCAUUAGGUGGGGUCGGCUACAUGGAUUGCAAGACGCCAUUGUGCUCUAUCGUUUAUCAAGCUUUUAGGAAUAUUAUUAAUUAAGAGAUCGCGUUCAACAACUUCCAAGAGUGUUCUCUUAGGCCUUCCUCUACCUCUCUUAAUCGGACUCAAAGUUAUAUGUUCCACUCUUCUCACUGGUGCCUCCCUUGGUCUUCGUUGUACAUGCCCAAACCAUCUCAACCGAUUUUCUACCAUUUUUUCCUCAAUAGGUGCUACCCUCACUUUUUCGCGUAUGUGCUCAUUUCGAAUUUUAUCUUUACGUGUAUGUCCGCACAUCCAUCGUAACAUUCUCAUCUCUGCUACUCUAACUUUAUGCUCUUGCUGUCCCGUUAGAGCCCAGCAUUCACUACUAUAUAACAUUGCCGGUCUGAUAGCAGUGCGAUAAAACUUUCCUUUAAGUUUAUUAGGCACCUUACGGUCACAAAUAACUCCUUUAGCUUUUUUCCAAUUAAACCACCCAACUUGAAUUCUAUGUGAAAUAUCUCCACUAAUUUUGCCAUCAUUUUGAAUAAUGGCUCCCAAAUAUCUAAACUUUUCUACUUGAGGUAUAAUUUGAUCUCCCAAUUUCACUUCCAAAUUAUUGUCGAAUAGUCCUUUACCAAAUUUACAAUAUAAAUAUUCCGUCUUACUUCUACUUAGACGAAAACCUUUCGACUCCAAUGUCCUCCUCCAUAACUCAAGUUUGCAAUUAACCUCUUCUCUUGUCUCUGCUAUAAGAACUAUAUCAUCCGCAAAGAGCAUACAUUUCGGGAUUUCUUCUUGAAUAUGUUCCGUCAAAACAUUUAAAAUCAAGUUGAACAAAUAAGGACUCAGAGUUGAUCCCUGAUGUAGUCCAAUCUUUAUAGGAAAAUCCUUUGUUUGACCACU
Prosopis cineraria is the source of this 2737-nucleotide messenger RNA. RefSeq names its product protein NRT1/ PTR FAMILY 5.6-like. The record is from RefSeq and is a predicted model, not a curated record. The transcript has 4 exons. Gene Ontology annotation, molecular function: transmembrane transporter activity. Lineage: Eukaryota; Viridiplantae; Streptophyta; Magnoliopsida; Fabales; Fabaceae. Bases 1 to 1896 code for a protein of 631 amino acids. Gene Ontology annotation, cellular component: membrane. Gene Ontology annotation, biological process: transmembrane transport.